UGAAGAUGUGUACUCGUCGUUGUCAAUGAACUUUUUCAUCUCGUGAUGAGGAUGUAACGUCUCGAAUGAAGAGUCAUCUUUUACUCUGCUGCCCCCAGAUGGAUGCGAGACCUAUCACAGACACGAACGCACAGUGGGCAGGUCGAGGCCAUCACUGUGGAGCCGCAGGGCGAUGCUUGGCUGUGGGUGGAUGAGUCUCCUCUCAAGAUCAAGAAGAAUUGUGGGCCACUCCCAGAAGCCUUAAAGUCGUGCAUUGACCAGAUGCGAGGAGAAAAAGCCACACCCGCAAAAAUCCGGGGACAGAUAAAGAAAGUCCUAGACGAGCAUAAAAAGGCUGAGGAAGAAAAACUGGAACGAAGCGCAGGAGGACUAUUUCUGCCAUGA
Amoebophrya sp. A25 is the source of this 384-nucleotide messenger RNA. NCBI's taxonomy places the organism in Eukaryota, Dinophyceae, Syndiniales, Amoebophryaceae. The record is from the annotation of a GenBank genome assembly.